Melitaea cinxia (Glanville fritillary) is the source of this 1156-nucleotide messenger RNA. Its product is annotated as shematrin-like protein 3. The transcript is spliced from 3 exons. Bases 1 to 1023 code for a protein of 340 amino acids. The record is from RefSeq and is a predicted model, not a curated record. NCBI's taxonomy places the organism in Eukaryota, Metazoa, Arthropoda, Insecta, Lepidoptera, Nymphalidae.
AUGGCGAAGUUUUUUAAGUUGGUCUACUUUGCGAUCUUCAUCGUAAGCUCGGUUUAUGCCGAAGACACGAAUGGAGCUAAUGGAGAGGCACGACAUUUAGUAAAAAAUAAAUUGUGUCAGAAACUUGGCAUAUGUGGCGGUGGCGGUUUCGGUGGCCACGGAUAUGGUGGCCAUGGGUUCGGGGGCAGUGGAUUCCAGGGAAGUUACUUUGGCAAUGAAGGUUUCGGUCACGGUGGUUACCCAUACCCUCCUAUAAACAUUGGCAUUAGUCAAUCUCAGUCAUCGCUCAGCGCUGGUGGAGAUCAAGGAAUACCAACAAUGAUCUGGCGGGUGGGACGAGCACCAAAUAUAGCUUUUGGAUACGGAAGUGGCUUCAGCAGCAAUAUUGGCGGUAUCAGUCAGUCUUCAGGAAUCGGUGCGUCAUUCCAGAGUGGUGACGCAACCGCAUACGGAGGUGGCAUCGGUUCCUCUGAUGGCAAUUACGCAAGAGGAAUUGGUUAUGCCCAAGCUGCUCCAUUUUUGCCAUAUGCAUUACAAAGUCCUAUUCCAGCAGUUUAUAACAACGCCUUUGGUUCAGCUAUAUCCUCUGCUCAGAACUUUGGUAACUUUGGGUCCGCUAUCUCAUCUUCUCAAUCUCAAAACGGAUUUAGAUCAGCCAUAUCCUCAGCUCAGAAUAACGACCUAGGGAACUUCCAAUCUGCUAUUUCGUCUGCUCAAAACCUGCGUGGUUUUGGAUCUUCUGUAUCCAGUGCCAGCUCUAAUGGCUUAGGAUUCGGAACAGCUAUAUCUGCAGCCAAUAAUUUUGGAGGAGAUGGAUCAACUUUUUCUCUCGCUCAAAAUCAUGACUUGAACAACUUUGGCUCAGCGGUUUCUGCGUCCCAAAACAUUGGUGGACUUAGGUCAACCAUUUCCCAAGCUACCCAGCAACAAGGAAGAUCGUUUCAACAUAGUGGAGCCUCUAGCGCUAAUGGACCCGGUAUUCAAGCCUCGCAGUCCCAUGCUAUUAACACAGGAUACUAUUAAUAUGCAUAUAAACAAGAUUUAAUCGUUUUAAAAGAUAAUGAGAAGACUGCUCACCACUUUUCUCGCUGUCUUUUGAAUUAUUUAAUAAAAUAAAUAGAAGUUACAAUUUUAAUAAAAUAAUUUAGAACCAAAA